Molecule: messenger RNA, 551 nt
Organism: Lathyrus oleraceus (garden pea)
Lineage: Eukaryota; Viridiplantae; Streptophyta; Magnoliopsida; Fabales; Fabaceae
Product: endo-1,4-beta-xylanase 5-like
Exons: 3
Coding region: 16-519 (167 amino acids)
Biological process (GO): carbohydrate metabolic process
Molecular function (GO): hydrolase activity, hydrolyzing O-glycosyl compounds
Source: RefSeq, a predicted model, not a curated record
CAAUGCUUUGAAAUAAUGCAGUGUGUGAAAGAACCUCAUAGGGCACAAUAUGGAGGAGGCAUUAUAGUAAAUCCAGGGUUUGAUCAUAACAUUAAGGCUUGGACUGUGUUUGGAAAUGGAACAAUUGAGGAACGGAUAUCAAAUGACGGCAAUAGAUUCAUUGUUGCUCGCAACAGAACACGAGCAUUGGAUGGUUUCUCUCAGAAGGUUCAUCUGAAGAAAGGACUGAUAUACAUUUUUUCUGCUUGGCUUCAGCUGAGUGAAGGAAGUGAGAUUGUUUCGGUUGUUUUUAAAACAAAUGGAAGUGAAUCGGUACAUGGUGGUCAUGUCAUAGCCAACCAUGGAUGCUGGUCUCUGCUAAAAGGGGGCAUUCUUGCUAACUUUUCAACCCCUGCUGAGAUUCUUUUUGAGACUGAGAAUCCAACUGUGGAAUUAUGGGCUGAUAACGUGUCCUUACAACCAUUCACCAGAAAGCAAUGGAGAACACACCAAGACGACAGCGUUGAGAGGGUAAGCUAGUCAUAGUUUCCAACACCUCGUUGUCUUUCUAA